AAUGGCAGGUGGUUGGUGUCAGCGGGCCGGGGGUGGGGAAGGCAGGCCAGCCAGCGCAGUGCGAGGGGAACAUCCCGGAGAGUGGCUCUUGGCGGGGUUGUAGCUGGGCCAGCCCUGGCUUACGCUGCCCCCUCCCUUAGAGAGUGUGACGCCUCCACAGAGCCAUGGCUGUGGGCAGCCUGCUCUUCCUGGCGGUGCUGGUCAUUGUGCACCACCCCCUGAGGGUCAGUGACAAGCAGGACCAGGCAACGGUGCAGCGGGCGCAGCAGCAGGAGCAGCGGCUGGCCCUGGAGAUGACGCGCCUGGAGCUGGAGUGUGAGCAGAGGAACCAAGCGAAGAGGCCGGGCCCACACCAGAGCCUGGGCCCACACCAGAGCCAGGGGGAAGACGGGGUCAAAUACGUGGCCUGGGAUAGGUGGCGCUGUAUGUUCCUGCUCAUUAUCCUGCUCUUUGAGCUCUGCAUGCCAAGCCUGGAGCCCAAGUCCAGCUACGACUCCAGCAGCGAGGAUGCCAGCAGCGAGGAGGAGGAGGACGAUGCCGAAGCAGGGCCCUGGUGCUCCUGCACCCGGCAUCCCGACUGCCGCGACAGAAUGGCCCUGUGGCACUGUUAUGAAUAGCACCUCCAGGGAGUGUCUGAGGACCUGGCCAGUGUCAUUAUAAAUCGUGUAUAUUCACUGGAGCAA
Molecule: messenger RNA, 683 nt
Organism: Mauremys mutica (yellowpond turtle)
Lineage: Eukaryota; Metazoa; Chordata; Testudines; Geoemydidae
Product: inositol 1,4,5-trisphosphate receptor-interacting protein-like 1
Exons: 3
Coding region: 165-617 (150 amino acids)
Source: RefSeq, a predicted model, not a curated record